ACUAUAUCUUCCUUUAUAAAGGCUAACGCGACAUCUGGAAUGGCUGUGCACGAUGACUGCAAGCUAAAGUUUUUGGAGUUGAAGGCAAAAAGAACACACCGCUUCAUUGUUUUUAAGAUUGAGGAGAAGCAAAAACAGGUUAUUGUGGAAAAGGUUGGUGAGCCAGCUCAAAGCUACGAAGAUUUUGCAGCAAGCCUCCCUGCUGACGAGUGUCGAUAUGCUGUAUAUGAUUUUGACUUUGUGACUGCUGAGAAUUGCCAGAAGAGCAGAAUCUUUUUCAUCGCCUGGUCUCCAGACACGUCAAGGGUGAGAAGCAAGAUGAUCUAUGCAAGUUCGAAGGACAGAUUCAAGAGAGAACUCGACGGAAUCCAGAUUGAACUGCAGGCUACCGAUCCCACCGAAAUGGGUCUCGAUGUUAUUAGGAGCCGUGCCAGCUAAAUAGAAAUCUCCUUAUUUCGCAACAGAGAAUUUCUCGUAUGCACUCUACUCUUGAGCGAAAUGUUAAUAUUACAUGGGCGGGGGAACCUGACUGAAUUAUGAUAUUGGUUUGUUUGAGAUUUACCUUAUAGUCGUCUUCUCGAGUCGUUUCAGAUAUUUUGAAUAUGUUAUGAUUUGUUAUUGUAUCGAAGUUAUGCAAGGUGUGUCUUUCUUA
This is a messenger RNA of Mercurialis annua (annual mercury), 652 nucleotides long. Its product is annotated as actin-depolymerizing factor 1. NCBI's taxonomy places the organism in Eukaryota, Viridiplantae, Streptophyta, Magnoliopsida, Malpighiales, Euphorbiaceae. The coding region runs from base 40 to 438 and encodes 132 amino acids. The record is from RefSeq and is a predicted model, not a curated record. The transcript is spliced from 2 exons. Gene Ontology annotation, biological process: actin filament depolymerization. Gene Ontology annotation, molecular function: actin filament binding. Gene Ontology annotation, cellular component: cytoplasm; actin cytoskeleton.